AUGACAGUAGGCCCGCUUGCCCCCACCUCCAGUUCGGGUAGUUCUUCCAACUCCACCUCGACCUGCCCUAGUAGCACUGGCUUAGCAGGGACCCUAUCCCCGAGCAGGGCCUCUUCUUCCUCAGAAGCGGUUUUAUCAGGAAACGCAAAGGCGGCAACCACUGCGUCAGACGUUUAUGAUAAUAUCAACACUGGUAGCGGUAUUUUAGUAGCAUCCAGUGGUUAUGAAGCAUGCCCGGUGGUUAUCAGCGGGAGAGAGCUCUUUGUAGAUUUUCUGGUGAUUGAUUUGUCGAGCUUUGAUGCAGUAUUUGGGAUGGAUUGGUUAGGGUCAUUCUUUGCCACCAUUGAUUAUCGCCGUCGGAGUGUAGUAUUUGAGAUACUGGAUCACCCGAGGUUUGAGUUCCUCAGUGGUAGCACAUCGGCCGGACCUGUAGAGUAUAGAGCUAGACCGAAGAAGACGAUGUUUGCUGCCAUGCAGGUGGAACCCGAGAAACCAAAUGUAGUUCAGGAAUUUGAAGAUGUAUUUCCCGAUGAUAUUUACGGGUUGCCACCGGAUCGAGCAAUUGAGUUUUCCAUAGAAUUGAAGCCUGGAACUGCUCCGAUCUCCAAGACUCCUUAUCGUAUGCCUGCAAUUGAGUUUUCCAUAGAAUUGAAGCCUGGAACUGCUCCGAUCUCCAAGACUCCUUAUCGUAUGCCUUCGGCUGAGUUGACCGAGCUUCAGACUCAGUUGGAUGAUCUUAUGCAGAGAGGCUUGAUACGACCCAGUGUAUCGGCCUGGGGAGCACAUCUGUUGCUUGUGGGUAAGAAGGAUGGAUCCGAGCGAAUGUGCAUCGACUACCGGGAGUUGAAUGCUGUGAAAGUGAAGGUCAAGGACUCUAACGUUCCCAAGACUGCGUUCCGGACGAGAUAUGGACAUUAUGAGUUCUUAGUGAUGCCGUUUGGUGUGACUAAUGCGCCAGCGACAUUCAUGAACUUGAUGAAUCUGGUAUUCUAUGAUGUGCUGGACAAGUUUGUAGAAGCCUUUAUUGAUGAUAUCCUGGUAUACUCCAAGAGUGAAGCGGAGCAUGCGAAGCACUUGCGAUACGUGUUGCAGACCCUGAGAGAGCAUCGGUUGUUCGCUAAGUAUAGCAAUGGUAGAGGAUUGGGAUGCGUUCUUCAGCAGGAUGGUCAUGUGGUAGCAUAUGCUUCUCGUCAGUUGAAGAAGCAUGAGCAGAAUUAUCCUACCCACGACUUGGAGUUGGCAGCUGUGAUUUUUGCCCUUAAGCUUUGGAGGUAUUAUUUGUUGGGAGAACAAGUGAAGGUGUUUACGGAUCACAAGAGCUUGAAGUACAUCUUCACGCAGAAGGAGCUCAACAUGAGGCAGCGCAGAUGGUUAGAGCUGAUAGCGGAUUAUGACAUUGAUCUUCAGUAUCACCCUGGCAAGGUCAAUGUAGUACCAGAUGCUUUGAGUCGUUUGCCGGCAAUCAUGACCCUUACGGCUCAGUGGAGACUUCAGCAAAAAGUGAGAGAUAUGAGUAUAGAAGUUCUUCUUCCAGGAGUCAUCGAUUCUUUGAUGAAUCUUCAGAUUCAAUCGACAUUGGUCGAACAAAUCAAGGCUGCACAAGCAGAUGACUCAUUUAUUUAG
This is a messenger RNA of Asparagus officinalis (garden asparagus), 1623 nucleotides long. RefSeq lists its product as uncharacterized. The record is from RefSeq and is a predicted model, not a curated record. Bases 1 to 1623 code for a protein of 540 amino acids. Lineage: Eukaryota; Viridiplantae; Streptophyta; Magnoliopsida; Asparagales; Asparagaceae. The transcript has 4 exons.